AUGACUUCUUAUGGCAAGCGCCCUUAUACUACACUCAUAGAAUACAACGGCAAUAUGGGCACUGUUACUACUCAACAACCCCGACGAUCUGGUUCUAUGCAUGUUGAACCUUCAGUCAGCUCUGUCACGCUGACUCACACCAAGCAGGUUCCAGAUCGGCCAAUGCCUGUGAUAAGGCCUCGCAGAAAGGAGUCUAUGGACCAGUAUUUGACCGGCGUUGGUGCGUGGACCUCAACUCGUGUGAUGCCCGCCGCCUAG
Fusarium mangiferae is the source of this 258-nucleotide messenger RNA. RefSeq lists its product as uncharacterized. Lineage: Eukaryota; Fungi; Ascomycota; Sordariomycetes; Hypocreales; Nectriaceae. The transcript is spliced from 2 exons. Bases 1 to 258 code for a protein of 85 amino acids. The record is from RefSeq and is a predicted model, not a curated record.